Molecule: messenger RNA, 1603 nt
Organism: Nicotiana attenuata
Lineage: Eukaryota; Viridiplantae; Streptophyta; Magnoliopsida; Solanales; Solanaceae
Product: probable CCR4-associated factor 1 homolog 7
Exons: 3
Coding region: 565-1389 (274 amino acids)
Cellular component (GO): P-body; CCR4-NOT core complex; CCR4-NOT complex
Molecular function (GO): nucleic acid binding; poly(A)-specific ribonuclease activity
Source: RefSeq, a predicted model, not a curated record
CAUAAAAAAAAUAAUUCAACCUUUUGCUUUACUAUGAGUUUUUACUUGCUUCAUUUUACCUUCUAGUUCCUUUGUCCCAAAACGGUGAUUAGGAGUACGAGGGUCAAAUCAUUCAAUCCUUGGUAAAAGUUUGAACAACAAUUCUUUAAAUCAUGAAGUCGUGAUUUUUUUUAAAGAAAUGUUUGAAAUUAUUAUAGUCUGAUUAUGCGACCUCAAAUAGGAAGUGUAUUAUAUGUAAAAUGGGUCCCCUAAGAGGAGUACUUCUUUUAAAGGUUAAUUGGGAUUAUGCUAGUUGGUUUUGGUGGCAAUCGUAGAGCUUUGUCUAUUGUAGUGAGGAAAAGGAGAGGAAACGGUCUUUAUGGUUUUAGCUGUUGAAGAGGGCAAGUAAGCAGAAGUUUAAUUGUGUUUAUCGUUCUUGGAUAGCCUGACUUGCCGUGUUAGCUGUCCUGAUAUUCUUGUAGUUGUAGCUUUGGAGUCGACCAUGUGAUGAAGAUUGUACCCAGGCCUUCUUAAUAUACCUGCUUAUUCUAAACAUUGCCAGAUUCAACUCUUUUUUCUACAAACAUGUCUGUGUUACCGAAAAGUGAUUCUAUCCAAAUUAGAGAGGUAUGGAGCGAUAAUCUUGAGGAGGAAUUUGCUUUGAUCCGUGAAAUUGUGGAUGCCUAUCCUUACAUUGCCAUGGACACCGAGUUCCCUGGGGUGGUGCUUCGCCCUGUUGGCAAUUUCAAGCAUAUCAAUGAGUAUAACUAUCAGACCUUGAAGGAUAAUGUUGAUAUGUUGAAGUUGAUUCAGUUGGGUCUUACAUUUUCCGAUGAAAAUGGAAACUUACCUACUUGUGGAAGCGAGCGCUAUUGCAUUUGGCAAUUCAACUUCCGUGAAUUUGACACAAGUGCAGAUAUUUUUGCAAAUGAUUCAAUUGAAUUGCUGAUGCAAUCUGGGAUUGAUUUCAAGAAGAACAAUGAAAUGGGAAUUGAUGCAAAACGGUUUGGUGAGCUCUUGAUGUCAUCUGGAAUCGUUUUGAAUGACGGGGUCCAUUGGGUGACAUUUCACAGUGGGUAUGAUUUUGGAUACUUGCUCAAGCUAUUAACAUGUAGGACUUUGCCGGAAACACAAGCAGGGUUCUUUGAUUUGCUAAACGUGUACUUUCCACUGGUUUAUGACAUCAAACACCUGAUGAAGUUCUGUAAUAGCCUUCACGGUGGCUUGAACAAGCUGGCGGAACUGUUGGAACUCGAGAGAAUUGGUAUUUGUCAUCAGGCAGGUUCAGAUAGCUUACUAACCUCGUGUGCCUUCAAGAAGUUAAAAGAUAACUUCUUUAAUGGCGCUACUGAGAAGUAUGCAGGUGUCCUGUAUGGUCUCGGUGUCGAGUAUGGAUCUGAUAAUAAAUAGAUUGACUGUGUGUACUUACUGGAAAAUAAAAUAGAGAAGGGGGUUCAGUGUAUGUCGAGCUGGGUAGGUUAUGUAUCAUGUGUCUGUAAGAAAUUAAUUGUGAUAAAGUAUUUGUAAGACAGUUUGGACUUUCACUGAGGGUACACUCAGUUUCUAAUCAUUGUUUAUUCAGCUUUGAGCUUUUAAGCUAUACAAAGGUUUCUGUUUCGUUCUU